This is a messenger RNA of Cottoperca gobio, 5767 nucleotides long. It is a transcript of the gene atosa, whose product is annotated as atos homolog A. The coding region runs from base 1322 to 4591 and encodes 1089 amino acids. Lineage: Eukaryota; Metazoa; Chordata; Actinopteri; Perciformes; Bovichtidae. The transcript is spliced from 12 exons. The record is from RefSeq and is a predicted model, not a curated record.
ACCAAUCAGCUUACAGUGAGUAGCCCAACUCCUGUGUCUUCCGUGUGUCAGUCACGACACAGGACUGUGAACACAUAUCGGGUUUUCUUUUUUAAUUGUGUUACCAUCAGACAUAAGUUCUUCCGCGUAAGUUCUGGUACCACUUCUAACUUUGUGGUUGCUAUGGCUGCGAGUUCACGUGAGGCUGUGGCAGAGAGGGAAGUGACGACUGGGGCUGUUGUUGGGACACGUGACUGGAGCUGCACUGAUCUGUUUUGACAAGCAGUGGGGAGGGAAGUGAGGAGGGGAGGCAGACUGUAAGCAUCACGACUAGGAGGACUCACUGCUCCUUUCAUCUGCAUAUCGUCUGAAUAAUAUCGACCAUAGUCUUGUAGUUUCACAGUCAACUGUCCUGUCAGCGUUAAAUUCAUCUACUGCUGAGGAAACGCUCGCGGGGAAAACCGUUACCGUCUGAAAGCGUUAGAGUAGCGCGAGCCUGUUGUUGUUGGUUUGAAAAGUUUUAAGGAAGAUCGCAAAGGAAGUCAGCACAGGUGGCGUUUCUAACGUUAAAUAGAUGGCGACUGCUCAAAGGUUGUGGGUGGAUAGAAAGUGGAACAUACCCGUGUGAUAGCGAACAUUUCGUGAGGACAAGGAUGCGCUGAAUAUGUUCGCGUCGUAGCGAAAGAAGAAGAAGAAGUACCGAGACCGUCCGUCAUCGGUGUGUGCAGCUGAGCGGUGGCUACCUGCGCGGUGUUAUUGGGGGUUGGGAUGUUUUGGGAGGUCGUCGUCACCAGUAGACGCUCAACCAAAUCGUGACGAUUAAGUUAGUUACUUGUGUUUGCUAUCUAGCUAACGCUGCUGAGUUAGUAACCCCCCUCCCAGAGUGUCGUUGUGAGGAGCCAACGUUAAAGAGAUGGGACACAGACAUGCAUCGCGACGUAACUAUGGUUCAGGUGGUGGAAUUUGAGACGAGCUGUAAGAGUAGCCAGCUUGCUAGUUAAAUCACUAGUAGACAGAUUGGUUACUCGCUAACAAGCAGAUUGACAAGUUACCUAACGCUAACUGUGGCUAUCAGCUGUCUUUGUGUUAGUCAGUUGGACAAUACAGUGCGACUCGAUGGAAGCGUACAGUAGCAUGCUAACAAAGCAAUGCUUUGUUGUUGGAUAGGGGGCAGCUGGCACCAACACACAGGCAUCAAACCUGAUCAUAUUGCUUAGCUAAGACUCAGUCACAGAGGGUUUGGGGGGGUCCAGACACCGUUGUGUUGCUGUCAAGGCUGUGUGUGUGUGAUACUACAAGAGACGACUGAGAAGACCCUGGAAGAGACCCUGAAGGCAACCUGAUGACACUGGACAACAUGAAGUCGGAGCGAGAUGCAACGGAGGAGUUUUUUGAGUACGAUGCGGAGGAGUUCCUGGUGUUCCUGACCUUGCUCAUCACAGAAGGAAGGACACCAGAAUAUUCUGUGAAGGGCAGAAACGAGGGGCUGCACUGUCCGCCAGCCCAGUCGGCAAUGCCACCUCUUCACAAGCACGAGUGCAGCGACAAACUGCCCCAGUGUCGGCAGGCAAGGCGAACCCGUUCAGAGGUGAUCCUUCUUUGGAGGAACAGCAUCCCCAUCAUGAUCGAGGUCAUGCUCCUGCCAGACUGUUGCUAUGGUGACGAGUGCCCCCCGAGUGACCCCAUCAGUGACCCGGUCAUCAAACAAGACGCUCUGCUGCUGGAGAGAUGGACCCUGCAGCCAGUUCCAAGACAAAGCGGUGAUCGUGUCAUUGAGGAGAAGACCCUGCUGUUGGCUGUUCGCUCCUACGUCUUCUUCUCCCAGCUCAGCGCCUGGCUCAGCGCCUCCCAUGGUAUCGUCCCGAGAAACAUCCUGUACAGGAUCAGUGCUGCUGAUGAGGAUUUGGUGUGGAAGUUCUCCCAGCCGCCUUCAGAACACAUUUUCCCUGUCCCCAAUGUAUCCCAGAGUGUUGCACUGCAGAUCCGUGUCCAGUCGCUCCCCCGCCAACCCACCUACCCCACCCUGGCCUGCAGCAUCCAUACCGGCCUGCCUCCACUUUACAGCAAGACCCCCAGCCUCAACCCAAACUUCAACUGCCAUGGUGGCCUGCCCACCCACAAAAAGAGCCAGGACCCCAGCAAAGACAGCCUCCUUCACAACUCUAACAUGUUCAGCAAGAGCUCUAACUCCUUGUCUGGCCUACUCCUCAAUGGAUUACCCAUUCCUAAUCUCCCCAUCAACAACAUCCCCAUUAAUAGCCUUCCCCACACUGCUGUUCCCCCUCCUUACAGCAAGAGGAGCCAGGAGCUCGGUGGGGACCACCCAUAUCAGAAUGGAGAGCUUCCGCAGGUCAACAUCCCCCAACGUCAGGGCUCCCCGCUGUUCCACAGGUCCUCUCACUCCGCCACGCCCCCACGCUCCCACUCCCCCUCUCCCCUUCCCACAAGUAAAGCAGGGAAGUGGCUGUACUCUGCUCUCAAUGGUUCCUCUGACCCUACACAAGUAGAGGACUUUGGGUCUGGCAACAACAGCAGUGACAGGUCAAAGGGGCCCAUCCCAGAGCCACUGAGAGCUUUUAAGAAUUUCUCUUUGGCUGAGCCACCCCGUUGCCCCUCCCCAAGGUCUGCAACCGAGACAAACCCCCUGAUUGGCUCCCUGCUGCAGGAGAGACAGGAAGUUAUUGCCCGCAUCGCACAGAGGCUCAACUUCUGCGACCCCACAGCACCGCCACUCCCUCCCGGCCUUUUUGCUUCUGACAACCCUCCCAAAGCCAUGUGGGGCAGUAACCACGACGACAUAACUGCCGGUAAGACCAAAGAGCCCAAGGUACCGCCCUAUGAGUUUGUGGGACGUGUGUGGCCUAGCCCCUUCAACACGCCCACGACUGACCCUUCUUCUUUCAGCAAGCGAGAGAGCUCCUCCCCCAAACCUGCAGCAUGCAGGAAGCUGAAAAUGACUGAGACGAGAGACGUAGAGGAGGAGAGGAAUGCAGAGAAGGAGAAGGAGAAAGAGAAAGACAGGGAGAGAGACGGCUCCCUGAUCGCCCAGGCAGUACAAGACAUAACUAGACUGAUCCAGGAGAGACUGUCUGUCCCCUCCCUGUCCCCGAGGCACAGCAGGAACGGCAGCCAUUUGCACCACACGCACACAACAACAGUCACACACACGGUCCGCACAUACUCACACACCGCACACAUCCCACAAGCCCAAUACACUGCCACCAACCACGACGACACUAACGGCCACAUACCCAGCCAUGAACCUCACAGUGGCAGCAGUCGCACCGCUGCCACACACGCGCCCGUUUGCACAGACAAGCCCGGGGUCGAUCCGGGGACCGAAAGCCAUUCUCCCCGGGCCCAAAAUGGUGCUCACUUUACACUUGAAGAACCUUUAUUCAAAGACCAGUCCCACGCCCAGGCUGGUCGACGUUUACGAACUCCCCCACACGAAAAGCUCAGAAUCAGGACUCCCAGCAGCCAUGAAACCCCCGCUGCCUCCCCUGUCCUUGAGAACAGCCCAAGGAAUGCCCAGAUCUUUAGUUGGACUUGCAAUGAUGCCGGUCCUGCAAUGAACUGUAACAUAAGCCACAACCACAGCAAGCCUCAGCCUCAGCUUCAGUCCCAGAUGCAGUUCUGUGCUCCAGCACAGGCCUCCGCCCUGCAGGACGAGAACCAGGCACCAUCCAAGUCCUCCAGUCCAGGCAUGACUCCCCCUUCCACUGUCCUGCGAUCUCCCAGCCCCUCCCCGCUGCGCCCCUGCAACACGUGGAAGAAACAGAAUCGCCACUCGUUAGACGCCACAGCAACAAAGGCCUUUCACCCCUGUACUGGCCUGCCUCUGCUCUCCAGCCCUGUUCCUCAGAGGAAAAAUCAAACAGGCUACUUUGACCUGGACACCUCUCUGGCUGGCUGUAAGGGUUUGCCUUGGGCCUCUGGGAAAAGGGUGUGUCCAAAGAGAGAGGCGUACACCGAUGAGCAGCUGUUCAGUGCCAGCGCUCCACCUGCCAGUCUCAGUCUGCUGGGAAACUUUGAGGAGUGUGUGCUGAACUACCGCCUGGAGCCUUUAGGGUUGGUGGACGGUUUCACAGCAGAGGUUGGAGCCAGCGGGACCUUCUGCCCCAGUCACCUCACCUUACCUGUGGAGGUGUCGUUCUACAGUGUGUCCGAUGACAACGCUCCCUCACCAUAUAUGGGUGUGAUAAACCUGGAGUCCUUGGGGAAAAGAGGCUACCGUGUACCUCCAUCAGGAACCAUUCAAGUGACCUUAUUCAAUCCCAACAAGACAGUGGUGAAGAUGUUUGUUGUGAUGUACGACCUACGAGCCAUGCCAGCUGGACACCAGACCUUCCUGCGCCAGAGGACCUUCUCUGUUCCCGUCCGCCGUGACACAAACAAUCAGAGCAGCAGGAAGCCCCUCGGCCAGGGACGCACCUUGCGCUACCUCGUUCAUCUGAGGUUCCAGAGUUCUAAGUCUGGGAAGAUCUACCUCCAUCGGGACAUCCGUCUGCUGUUUUCCAGGAAGUCCAUGGAGGUGGACAGCGGAGCUGCCUACGAGCUCCAGUCCUCCACAGAGUCCCCUAUUGACCCACCAUUCUCUCCCCGCUGCUGAGGCUGGACUCCCUCCCUCUCUCCACCACCCGGCAGGCGACUACCGAACACACCUUGAUGCCAGCGAUAGACUCUCACGCAGCCCAUGGCUAGAUAAACUGCUCUAAAAGAGAAGCAACUACAGGACUGCAGUCAGCAAGACUUACUUGGCAUGUGCCCAAAAUCUUGACUUUCUUCCCUUCUGUCACCCAGAACUGAAGGGAGGGGGGAGGGGGGAGGCGGGCGCUAAGAGUCUGGGAGCCCCGUCAGAUAUGAUGUUCUUUGUUAAGACCUUGGAUCAAAGAGGUCGGGUCAAAGGUUACAGUUAUAGAGUAUGUUUCAGAUGCUGGUCCUCCUGGUUAAGAAGGCUUUACCAGAUAUGACAGGUUAUUGUUUCUCCUGGUGUUGUGUGUGUAUCCCCUCCAGCGUCUGGCAGGAGAGUAGAGACCAGUGAUCGUCUACAGAAGCAGUUAGACACUUGAAUUAUUUCAGCAGAGGUCCGGUUACUUUACCCUGUUUACUCAAAUCAAAAAAGUUAAUUGGACCUGUACUCGACACGAUGAAUAAGUGCUCGAUCCCCGUUAUUUCCGUUACAAAUGCAAUACAAGGCCCUUCUUAAUGGUAAAAUAUUUAGUUUUAAAUCCUUGAAGAUUGGAUUGAUUGAACUGAAAGUGAACUCUGCUUUGACCCUGUAAUUCCUGAGCCCGGAGCAGAGGGAGCGCUUAUGGAAGAGGAAGCGGCUGGCGGACUGUGGUGCAACGCCAUCCCCUCGACAAAAAAAGAAACGCAUACCAUGGACCACUAAAGAAGUUGAACAAGCAAUCAAGCCAGAUUCAACUGAAAGCAUCACAGCAGAAAAUCAGAAGUACACUGUGGAUUUUUUUUUUCUUCUCAUUAUAACUGGAAAUGAAACAGGAGAUAGUAAUAUUCUAAUACUUUUGUACUGUUACAGAACCACUUUAUUGGCAGUGUUGCAAUAGAACGAGUAACCUUAGUUUAGUGUUUACACAUUCACUUUCAGUUUACUUACAAUCAGUUUAUUUAAUAUUUAAAUUAAUAUUUCAGUUACUACUUGUGACGUCUGUCAUGCUAAGAUGAUGUAGUGCAAACUGUAUAUCAUAGUAUGUAUUUUUGACAUUAAUAUUCAAAUCUGAAAAAAAAUAUAUCUAUAUAUCUUCUAAAGCAAUCUUGAAGGCUG